GAUUCGGGGAUGGAACCCGGGCGCUGUUUCCCCAUUGGUUGGUGUCUGCCCCGCGUGGUUGCUAGGAGACAGGUGUAAACAGAGCGGAAAGCUGCCGGAGGCGGCAUGGCAACGAACUACAAAGCGGGGCAGUAUGAGGAUGCCUUCAUUGCACAGAAUUUGCAAAACUGGACCCUGCCCAAGCUCUACAAGGAGCACCCCUCUGCCCGGGAAGGCUACACCCAAUUUAUAGCCAAUGACCGAGGACACCUGCUCCCCACAGUGCCACGUUCAAAGGCUUCCCCCUGGGGCACAUUUAUGGGAACCUGGGAGAUGCCACUGAAGAUUCCCCCAGCCAAACUGAACCUGACCUCCCGCUCGGCUGCCGCAGCCUCACGCCUCACCGACUGGAUCCACAAGUCCACUGCACUGACCAGCGCCUGCAACGGCCUCCGCCCGCAGAUCACCGGCAAGCCUCGAGAGCCUGAAUCACACACGCAGCCCACAAAGGAGCUUUCCAGUAAGAACAGCCGGGCAUCUAACAGAGGCUCCCAGGGCCCCAGGUCCUCAGCCAAAAUGCCCCCUGAAGAGGAGGCUUAUCACAAAGGAUCCACCCCCCCCAAGGUCCCACUGUCACGCCAGCCUGGCUGCAUGGAUGUUCGAAUCAAAGGAGCUACCCAGAUCUCAGGUUCGCGCAAGCCAGGCUCAAAGGAGGUGUGGCACAGAGGAAGCGUAUCAUCUGAGGUCCCAUUGUCACGCCAGCCCGGCUGCAUGGAUGUUCGAAUCAAAGAGAUCCCAGCUUCCAACCGCCCUCCUUCAAGGGAAGCUAAUCCCAGGCGAGCCAUCUCCGCCGAAGUCCCAGCUCCAAGUCGACCUGGGUCAGUGGAGGCUAAAGCCAAAGGAGUCAGCUCGCCUGAGCUCAUGGUUUCAUGUUGUCCUGGGUCAAUGGAGGCCAAUUCCAGGGGAGCCAUCUCACAUGAGGCCUUGGCAUCAGGCCGCCCCGGUUCAAAGGCUAGCGAAGCAGCUGAGACCCAGAAGAGGAUGUCAAGGAGGGCAGCAGAGGGGAACGGGAGCAUGUCACCCAAGAUGGAAGGGUCAGCAAGACCCCAGUCCUGCCCUGAAGAAAGAUUUGAGCAAACAUUCAACUGAAGGUCAAAGCAAAUUCUAUGCCCGAGACACGAACGCUAAUGAGACCAAGGACAAACAUCUUGCUCAGCAUUUCAAGCCUUCUGGCCCUUUACUUUCUUCAGUUCUAGUCACCUCUAUCCCCAGGCUGGAGGUGUUUCCUUUCCCUCCAUCUAGUUGUAAAUCUCAACUUUUAAUCCUGUUUGUGAGCUAGUUUCUUUGCGAGUAGGAACUUCCCCCCGGAUAAGAGUGAGCCCAACUGACCCAGCAGUGACACAAUCGACUUCCCAGCCUGUUGAGCCCCAAGGUCGGGGCUCUCGAACCAAGACGCUGCCUCACAGGGACAUUCAGCCAUAUGUACAAAUUGCUUUUCAACCUGAGCGUGGGAACAAAACCAGCCAGGGCUGAUGCCCAGGUUGGCAAGAGGGUGGUUGGUUCUGAAGGAGCCCAAGUGAUGCUGAUGAUUCGACAAUACCAUGUGGCCAGUGUGUGUGUUCAUGGUAAUCAACACAAAAAUAAAACUAAA
Mauremys mutica (yellowpond turtle) is the source of this 1630-nucleotide messenger RNA. It is a transcript of the gene CFAP126, whose product is annotated as cilia and flagella associated protein 126. Gene Ontology annotation, cellular component: ciliary basal body. Gene Ontology annotation, biological process: cilium organization. NCBI's taxonomy places the organism in Eukaryota, Metazoa, Chordata, Testudines, Geoemydidae. The transcript has 5 exons. Bases 106 to 1128 code for a protein of 340 amino acids. The record is from RefSeq and is a predicted model, not a curated record.